Messenger RNA from Paramuricea clavata, 1239 nucleotides. Lineage: Eukaryota; Metazoa; Cnidaria; Anthozoa; Malacalcyonacea; Plexauridae. The record is from the annotation of a GenBank genome assembly.
AUGAAAGACUGUGAGAAGAAGAAAGGGUGUGAUAUUGCAGAGCUGAUAUGUAAAGUGCUUAAAAACCACGAUAUUCAGCUAAAGAAUUGUAGAGGUCAAGGAUAUGACAAUGGAUCAAAUAUGUCAGGUUGUUACCAAGGAGCUCAAGCAUUAAUCCGGGAAAAGAAUCCCCAGGCUGUUUUCUCUCCUUGCAGUGCACACACGCUUAAUCUUUGUGGAGUUCAUGCUGCUGAGUCUAAUAAUGUUGUGAAAAAGUUUUUUGGGAAUAUUCAAAAACUGUACAAAUUGUUUAGUUUCAGUCCAUCUUGCUGGAAAAUUUUGCAAGAAAUUGCUCAUAUUUCACUGCAUAAAUUGUCGGUUACACGUUGGAGUGCUAGAAUUGAGGCUGUAAAGCUGCUACCAAAGAGGCCCAGAGAAAUUUUAGAAGCUUUAGACAGCCUGAAGGAACAUGAUUUGCCUCCUGAUUUGUGUAAUGAUGUGGACACUCUCAGCGAAUGGUUAAGCUCGUUUGAAUAUACUUUACUGGUUAGUUUUUGGUUUAAAGUGUUGCAAGCCAUUAAUGAUGUUAGUUUGUUGCUUCAAGGUUCUGGAAUUACAAUUGACGAAGAAUUGCGUCUAAUUAAAUCUCUUCAAGAUGAUUUAAAGCGCAUACGUGAAGGUUGGAAUGUUAUCCUUCAGGAAUCAAAGCUUGUUGCUGGUGCUUUGGGCCUUACUGAACAGUUUCAGGAAAAACGACGACGAAUUCGCAAGGCAUUUUUUGACGAAAACCGGGAUAACGAAUGGGAAGUACAAAACAACGAAGCGCUGUUCAGAAUAAACGUCUUUAAUGUGACUUUAGAUACAGUAAUUAGUGAAGUGACGUGCAGAUUUGAAACAAGUGAACAAUUGAACAACAUGUUUUCCUUCCUUUGGGGCCCUUCCAGUAUAACAGGGCAAGAGGACACAGAGAAUUCAGACCAAUCACUAUCAGAGGACGUUGAAAACACUUGCAAAGCCAAAAACUAUUGUUGUAAUCUCUCAAAAUUCUAUCCGAAUGAUUUAAAUGAAGACCAACUCAUGGAAGAACUUCGUCUACUCAAUAAACUGAAGCAAAAUGACAAUUUGUUUGGUAAAUUGUCAUCUCUUCAGUUGCAAGAUUUACGAGAAAGGACUUCAAAGCAUAUUUCCACAGAUUUGUGUUGCCCUAAGGAUUUUUGUAAGCAUACCAGUGUCAGCCGCUUCUGGAGAACGGUCUUUUAG